Messenger RNA from Hordeum vulgare subsp. vulgare (domesticated barley), 1902 nucleotides. RefSeq names its product putative laccase-9. Lineage: Eukaryota; Viridiplantae; Streptophyta; Magnoliopsida; Poales; Poaceae. The transcript is spliced from 5 exons. The record is from RefSeq and is a predicted model, not a curated record. The coding region runs from base 1 to 1752 and encodes 583 amino acids. Gene Ontology annotation, molecular function: hydroquinone:oxygen oxidoreductase activity; copper ion binding. Gene Ontology annotation, biological process: lignin catabolic process. Gene Ontology annotation, cellular component: apoplast.
AUGGUCAUGGGUAGGGUGGCUACGCUUUGGUUAGUUGGUGUGGCGUUAACAACGUUGGUGGCCGCUUCGGUCACCCCGGCCGAGGGCUCCAAGAAUCACCAUCACGAUUUCGUUAUAAAAGAGACUAACUACACAAGGCUCUGUCACGAGAAGGCCGUCCUCGCCGUGAACGGCCAGUUCCCCGGUCCGACCAUCUACGCGCGCAAGGGCGACAUCGUCGUCGUCAAUGUCAUCAACCAAGGCAACAAAAACAUCACCAUCCACUGGCAUGGUGUGGACCAGCCAAGGAACCCUUGGUCCGACGGGCCGGAGUACAUAACACAGUGUCCCAUCCAGCCCGGCGCCAACCUCACCUACACGGUCAUCUUGUCCGAGGAAGAGGGUACGCUCUGGUGGCACGCCCACAGUGACUUUGACCGCACCACCGUCCAUGGCGCCAUCGUCAUCCACCCCAAGCUCGGCACCACCUUCCCUUUCAAGAAGCCGCACAAGGAGAUACCCGUCAUCCUGGGAGAGUGGUGGAACGCCGAUGUGAACCGUCUGCUGGAGGAGGCCAAACGGACCGGUGGCGAGGUCGGUAUUUCCGAUGCGAACACCAUCAACGGCCAGCCGGGGGACCUCUUCCCGUGCUCCAUGAACGGCACCUUCAAGGUACACGUGGAGAGCGGCAAGACGUACCUGCUCCGGAUCAUCAACGCGGCGCUGGCCAACGAGCUCUUCUUCGGCGUCGCGGGGCACCGUCUCACCGUGGUUGGCACCGACGCGCGCUACACCAAGCCGUUCACCGUCGACUAUAUCAUGAUCUCGCCGGGGCAGACCGUGGACGCCCUCCUGGAGGCCGACCGCGCCACGAACAGCUCGUCCAAUGGCCGCCGGUACUACAUGGCGGCGCGGACGUUCGCGUCGAACACCGGCAUCGACUUCAAUAACAGCACCGCCACGGCCAUCGUGGAGUACAGCACUGACGCGCCGCGCGCCGCACGCGCAAGCACGCCGGAGUUCCCCAACCUUCCAGCCGUCAAUGACACCGACGCGGCGGCGGCGUACACGGAGCAGCUCCGGUCGCUGGCCAGCAAGGACCACCCCGCAGACGUGCCGGCCGGCCAUGUCGACGAGCACAUGCUCAUCACCAUCGCCGUCAACGUGCUCCCGUGCGCGGGCAACGCGACGUGCGACGGGCCCCUCGGCAGCCGCUUCGCCGCCAGCCUCAACAACGUAAGCUUCCAGACGCCCUCCGUCGACGUCCUCGACGCCUACUACGGGUCCGUCGGCGGCGGCGUGUACGAGGCGGACUUCCCCGACGAGCCGCCCUUCUUCUUCAACUUCACCGGCGACAACGUCCCCACGGAGCGCUGGUUCACCAAGCGCGGCACCAAGGUGAAGGUGCUGGGGUACGGAGCGGCGGUGGAGGUGGUUUUCCAGGACACGGCCAUCCUGGGCGCCGAGACCCACCCGAUGCACCUGCACGGGUACGCCUUCUACGUGGUGGGCAGAGGGUUGGGAAACUUCGACAGGCACAAGGAUCCGGCCACGUACAACCUGAUCGACCCGCCGUACCAGAACACCGUCUCCGUGCCCAAGGCUGGUUGGGCGGCGGUUCGCUUCCGUGCUGCGAAUCCCGGUGUGUGGUUUAUGCACUGCCACUUCGAUCGUCAUCAGGUGUGGGGGAUGGACACUGUGUUCAUCGUAAAGGAUGGCAAGACCCCCGAAGCUAAAAUGAUGCGCCGUCCUGCGGGCAUGCCUAGGUGCUAACUUCCGUCAGUAUAUGGAGUGUGACAGCACCAAUGUUAUAGGGCAAUCAAGAAUAUAAUUAUUGUCUAAUUGACUGAUGAAUUUAUUUUGCGUCGUUUAAGAAUAUAUCUAAAAGACUAAGCAGCUCUGUUAGAUUUUUAUUCGGCUGAA